Messenger RNA from Melampsora larici-populina 98AG31, 1068 nucleotides. RefSeq lists its product as uncharacterized. Lineage: Eukaryota; Fungi; Basidiomycota; Pucciniomycetes; Pucciniales; Melampsoraceae. The transcript has 3 exons. Bases 1 to 1068 code for a protein of 355 amino acids. The record is from RefSeq and is a predicted model, not a curated record.
AUGAAACAAUUGCAGACAUCUGUGAAUAAGCAAGAUGAAGAACUUACACUUAUGCGUUCUCAUAAUGAAGAAGUUAUCAAGUUGCUGUCUAACCUCACCCUUGAACAAUUAAGACAUGAUCAGGUAAGACCAUUAGAAGUAGCUGCUGCAGCUAAUCAACGCCAGACACCACCACACAUGACAAUGCGUCCAGUAAUAGAGUCACACGACAGAAAGCUCCCAACCAUUGAAACUGUGCAGGUGUCACAGCAAUAUGAACAUACUGAGGAAGAAGUAGAGUGGUCUCGAAAUGUGGAAUCUCUUGGUAAAACCGAGAAAGGGAAAAACCGAGAAAUAACAAUUAAACAUGAAACUCCUCCUGAUAACGAACUCACUAUGGUAAAUGCGGAACCAGUGAAAUGGCUGGUUACACAGAAAAAGCGGUUACAAGCAGCUCAACCAAGUAUAUCAAAAGAGGAAGUGAUUGACAAAAUCCUUGAGCAAUGCACAGGUGAUCUGGAUCACGCAGUAAGAAGUAGGCUUGGUACAGAGGACGACUUUGUACGGUUUACUACCAUAUUCGAAGAAGUGGUACGCCGUACUUCCAUUGGUAGACAAAGACCUUUGAACAAACCAAACUUGGACUGGAAGACCCAAGCAACAUCUGGUAGCAGUGCAGCCACAAAGCCCAAUAUUGCAAAACCACCGGUAGUAAGAGUACCAGGUAAGUGUGAUACAUGCGGGAGCACAGAAUCAGGACAUGAUUUUAGAGCCUGCAGGAGAAAAAGUAAGAAUAUCAAUGUGAUUGAAGGAGACUGUGCCUCAGAACCACACACACCUACAGGAGAAGAGUUGGAAAUUAUUUUCAAUGACGAUCAUGACUCUCUAUACGACGACGGCGAGUACAGAGUAGUUCAAGACGAUUCCUUGCAAAUAGCAGAUAUCUCGCAUCUAGAAGAAGAAUUCCGAAUACUGGAGCGUGCAAUUCCCUCAUUACCCCUCGCAUCCUCAACAACAUAUGGCCCAGUUGGGAAAGGGAUAUUAAGUCAGCACCGAGAAAAAACUACUUCAGUGCUUCGGGCAGCUUGA